Molecule: messenger RNA, 2071 nt
Organism: Labrus mixtus (cuckoo wrasse)
Lineage: Eukaryota; Metazoa; Chordata; Actinopteri; Labriformes; Labridae
Gene: adra1ab
Product: adrenoceptor alpha 1Ab
Exons: 3
Coding region: 437-1831 (464 amino acids)
Biological process (GO): cell-cell signaling; positive regulation of cytosolic calcium ion concentration; adenylate cyclase-activating adrenergic receptor signaling pathway
Cellular component (GO): membrane
Molecular function (GO): alpha1-adrenergic receptor activity
Source: RefSeq, a predicted model, not a curated record
CGACGGCAGCAGGGAGGGAGGAGAGCAGUCGCGCUGUCUGUGGAGGACCGAAUAUGCAUGACUGCUUUGAGACCAAACUGAGCUGAAUCUAUCCCCCUCUUUUUGCAAGAGAGGUGCGCGUGCUCUGAUUAAGGUUUCUUCAAUAAAGCCUUUCAGCAUGUCUGAACAUGACUGCCACUUAAGAAGGGGAAUAUUCAAGCUAUUAAGCUUAUCCGGAGUAAACAUGACAAUUUAUGGCAGUGCUUUUCCCUCAACUUGACAUUCUGCCAAGGGAACUUGACAAAGGCCAUGUGACUGGCAAGGAGAUGGCAGGAGCUGCUGUUGCCAAGGCGGAAAAAAAAAACCUCAAAGACCAGUUUAUGUUGUAGGAAAUGCUUUUAACUACUAAAUAAGAAAAAAAGAAGAGCAAGGUGGAGUUUUGAAGCUGAACCAACACAUGAAGAUGGUUCCUGCUGAGAACAUGAGCGUCUCCUCUGCAGCUGAUCCCUGCAUGAACUGCAGCUCCGCCGCCUUCCCCGAGCUGGAUGUUGCCAAGGCUGUUUUGUUGGGGACGCUCCUGGUGGUGUUUGUUGUGUUCGGAGUCCUUGGGAACAUCCUGGUCAUCCUGUCGGUCUUGUUCCACCACCACUGGCGCUCCGUGACUCAUUACUUCAUCGCCAACCUGGCCGCCGCAGACUUGCUGCUUAGCUCCGCCGUUCUGCCUUUCUCCGCCACGUCGGAGGCUCUGGGCAGGUGGGUGUUUGGCCGCUCUUUCUGCAGCGUGUGGGCCGCCCUGGACGUCCUCUGCUGCACCGCCUCCAUCCUCAGUCUGUGCGUGAUCUCGAUCGACCGCUACUUAGCUGUCAGCUACCCUCUGAGAUACCCUGCCAUGGCGACUGGACGGCGAGGCCUGACUGCGGUAGCCGCUCUCUGGGGACUCUCAGCAGCGAUAUCAGUGGGGCCUCUGUUCGGCUGGAAGGAGCCCGAUCCAGACGACGAGACAGUGUGCCGGAUAACAGAGGAGCCCGGCUAUGCUUUGUUCUCAGCUCUAGGAUCGUUCUACAUACCCCUGGCCAUCAUCCUGGCCAUGUACUGCCGUGUGUACAUUGUGGCAAAGAGAGAGACAAAGACCCUCAGGAAGGGCAGUGAGGGCGGAGGGGUGGAGACAGAGGGGGUGACACUGAGGAUACACAGAGGACACGCUGCUCUGUCAGAGAAACAGGACGAUGAAGAGGGGAAAAAGAAGCAUAAACACUCCACGUUCUCCCUGCCGAGGAUGCUGAAGUUCUCAAGAGAAGAGAAGGCAGCCAAGACUCUGGGCAUUGUUGUCGGCUGCUUCAUUCUGUGCUGGCUCCCUUUUUUUCUGGUUUUACCCAUCGGAUCCAUCUUCCCAUCGUGUAAGCCUUCUGACACUAUCUUUAAGAUAACCUUCUGGCUGGGUUACCUCAACAGCUGCAUUAACCCCAUUAUAUACCCCUGCUUCAGCCAGGAGUUCAAGAAAGCCUUUCACAACGUGUUGCUAGGUCGCUGCAUGAGGACGGGGGGAUUAGCUGCCAAACCACAAGGACACAUUACCGCCCAUUCAUCCAGCCCGGGUCCCACGUCCAACACCUCUGUUCUCUCAACCCAAAGCCGUAUCUCUGACUCCUCAUGGGGUUGUUGCAGGGUACUUUCUACCUCAUCGCCUUCCCUUGAUGCGGAUCAGGCUCAGAGGACACAAAUCCAAAGGAAGAGUCUGCUGAAGGCGUGGUGUUUGUCAGCGAAUCGAACAUCGAUACCACAGAACCCCUCCAGUCAUGGAUCAGCUAAGGUCUUACGCCUCUCUCUUGGCGUUCCAGGAGAAGCUGUUUGAUUGGCAUGUUAAGGCAGAAAGAGGAUGUUUUACUUUCACCAGACUUGAACUUUAGCUAUGCCUCGGGGAAAGACUUAAGCUCAACUGUUGCACAUGUAUUUAUUUCCCCCAGGGGCAAGGCUAGCUGAUAGUGACUUGCCUCCGAAGAUGCAGACGAUAACUCUGCUGCCUUAAGGCUUUAUGUCAGGGUAAAUGCCUCGAAUGUCAAAAAAAACUUUUAUGUUCUCUCAAUGGCCUCAC